CACAUUACGUAAAGGUAGUUUUUGUUAUUUGGUGAGAUCUUAUGGAAGUGCGCUGUGAGAAUCACCUUCAACUUCUACAAUGAUUAGUGGGCAAAAAUUAGUGAAUCUGAUGAAGAGCAGCAAAAUUUGUAUAAACUGCAUUAAAUCAAUACAAACUAAUUGUAUUUAUGAUAAUUCUCCCCUGAGUGGUAUAAGAAUAUUGGACCUCACAAGGAUUGUGGCAGGGCCCUAUUGUACUAUGAUUUUGAGUGAUCUGGGAGCUGAAGUUAUCAAAAUUGAACGACCUGGCACAGGAGAUGAAGCUAGAAAGUGGGGUCCUCCUUUCAUCCGAGACACACCUGAAGCUUGUUAUUUUGUAUCAGUGAAUCGCAACAAAAAAAGCGUUUGUGUGGAUUUGAAGUCUCCGAAAGGGAAAGAUAUAAUCUACAAAUUAGCAGAGAAAUCUGAUGUUUUUGUUGAGAACUACGUACCUGGAAAAUUAGAUGAACUUGGUUUAGGUUAUGAGGAACUGAAGAAGAUUGCCCCAAGUUUGAUAUAUUGCUCAAUAACCGGAUACGGUCCCCGAGGACCCUACAGAAAUAAACCGGGUUAUGACGUAAUUGCAGCCUCUGUUGGUGGGUUAUUGCACAUUACUGGACCAAAGAAUGGAGAACCAGUGAAAGUUGGAGUAGCCGUUACAGAUUUAGCCACGGGUCUCUAUGCCCAUGGUGCUAUAAUGGCUGCUUUGAUAAAAAGGUCAAGAACUGGUAAAGGUCAGAAAAUCGAUUGCAACCUUCUCUCAACCCAAAUUGCCAGUCUAAUCAACAUCGGAUCAAACUAUUUGAAUGCCGAGAAAGAGGCUUCGAGAUUAGGUACGGCUCAUGAAAGUAUAGUACCAUAUGAGGCAUUUCCAACUAAAGACGGCUACUUCACCAUUGGCGCUGGGGCAGAUCUACACUUCAAGGAGUUUUGUAGGAAAAUAGGUCAUCCUGAACUAUCUGAUAACAAGAAAUAUCUGACGAAUAUGUUGAGAGUGAAGCAUAGAGAAGAGCUCAUUUCUUUUCUUAGAUCUGUUUUGGUUACUAAAACCAAUAAGGAAUGGGGAAAAAUAUUCGAGGACGUUUCAUUUCCUUGUGGUCCAAUUAAUUCCUUGAAGGAAGCUUUUGAUGAUCCCCAUGUGAAAGCAAUCGGACUUGUGGAAAGUGUGGCACAUCCGGUAGCAGGAGUUAUUAAAGUGGUUGGACCUCCAGUGCUCUACAGUGAUGGAGGGAAUUGUGUGAGAAGUUCCCCUCCUACUUUGGGACAACAUACAGAUGAAGUGCUAACUGAUAUUUUGGGUUUUAGUGAUGAUGAAGUCAGUAAUCUGAGAAAAGAAAGAGUUAUACACUGAUAGGGUGUUUCACUUGCAAAUUAAAUUUACCUUGUUUGUACCCUUGUUUUACCUUGUUCAAGGUAUUAAGUGGGGUAGGGAGUUUUAGUAAUUCAAAUUAUUUGUACUUAUUCACCAGAGGAAGUUUAAUCAUUUUAUUUUAAUCAAAUCGUAGAAUUUUAGAGUAUCAAAUGAUGAUCUACUUCUGUAGAAUUCUCUUUUACUUUAUAUAUCUCUUAGCUUGAAAUUAACAGCUUCAAUCAUAGACAAACAUUUUAAAUCUUCUCCAGUGUAAUGUUCCUCAAUUUCAUCUGAAACAGUUAUUCAGAAUAUAUUUUUUCAUAUUUAUUAUAUUUUCAAAGUAUUGAAAGUAAAUUGAUGGAUGUAGCCGUCACGAUGUGGUAGGAGAUCAUUAUGAAAAAUGAGAAAUAGAAUUAUCUACUUUUUUAUACCAUUUCUAUUUGUAGAGAAAUAUGCAGUGAUAAUAUUUGAAUGCCUCACUUUUGGUAAUUGAGAUAAGGAAUAUUUACAUUUGCACUUUCAAGGUCUUUGGUUUAUUUCUAUCAGAAAAUGAAUGUUAUUCAAUGCUUCACUAUAUUUUAGCCCGAUUUAAUCUAUAUAUUUUAGCUUGCCGCUAUUAUAAUCCUAAUAAAUAAACUUUUUCAACUCUCUA
Leptinotarsa decemlineata (Colorado potato beetle) is the source of this 2021-nucleotide messenger RNA. Its product is annotated as succinyl-CoA:glutarate CoA-transferase. Gene Ontology annotation, cellular component: mitochondrion. The record is from RefSeq and is a predicted model, not a curated record. Gene Ontology annotation, molecular function: succinate-hydroxymethylglutarate CoA-transferase activity. Lineage: Eukaryota; Metazoa; Arthropoda; Insecta; Coleoptera; Chrysomelidae.